UAACAAGCGAUUUUAUAAUUUGAGACUACUUUUUCAUCAUGGAUAUUUCUGAUUUAGAACAAUCAACGAUUCUACAAGAUUCUGAUUCAGAUUAUAUUCCUUCUUCAAGUGGAGAUGAAGACUCAGACCCUGCCAGCCCAACAGCUUCAAUCAAUGGUGACAGUGAUAAUGAAAUCAGCACAAAGGAAAAGUCUCGAAAACGUACCAGAAACUGUAACAAGAAAGAAAACAGGAAAAUCAAACGCAGUUUGGGUGAGAGCUAUAUUACUGCCAAAGGUAAAGAGGUGUGUAAAAAAUUAUUUUCAAACGAUCCAUGCAGCUGCAGGUUAAAAUGCAUUGAAAAUGUCUCUGCAGAAGAAA
Messenger RNA from Nilaparvata lugens (brown planthopper), 360 nucleotides. RefSeq lists its product as uncharacterized. The transcript has 2 exons. Bases 115 to 330 code for a protein of 71 amino acids. The record is from RefSeq and is a predicted model, not a curated record. Lineage: Eukaryota; Metazoa; Arthropoda; Insecta; Hemiptera; Delphacidae.